AUGGUUCCCAAAAAAAGAUCCAAGAGGCCGAUGUUGUUGUCGCAUACUCGACCUCCAAUUGCCAAAUCCAAGGAUGCUGCUCUUUCGGCUAAGGCCACUCGCACUCUUAUCCGCUCUCAUCACCGACUUCUCAAAGUUAAGGCGCAAGCGCUAGCAGCCGGCGAUGAAGCCCGAGUUAGCAGUAUCGACGCUCAAAUCCAGGCCAACGGCGGUCUUGAAAGCUAUCAAAUCGCCAGUAAGCUGGGUCAGUCGAUGGACCGUGGCGGUGACUCUAGCAAGGUUCUUAUUGACUGGAUCAAGCCACAAUUGAAACAAUGGAACAAGACUAUUCCAAAGCUUCGAGUUCUUGAGGUUGGAGCUCUGAGCACCAAAAAUGCUUGUUCUAUCAACCCAGCUUUGGAUGUUACGCGCAUCGAUUUGAAUUCCCAAGAGCCUGGCAUAACAAAGCAAGACUUUAUGGAACGGCCUUUGCCCUCCAGCGAUGCUGAACGUUUCAACAUGAUCAGCUUGUCAUUGGUGCUCAACUAUGUCCCAGAUGCUAUUGGCCGGGGUGAAAUGCUCAAACAUUGUGUCAAAUUUUUGACAUCUACCUGCUCUAUUGAAUUCGUUCCUCGGCUUUUCCUAGUGUUGCCGAUUGCAUGUGUGGACAACUCACGCUACCUCAACGAAGAAAGACUGGGAGAGAUCAUGAACUGCUUGGGCUUCCGUCUGACAGAAAGCAAGCGGACCUCCAAGCUAGUCUUCCAUCUUUGGGAACAUACUGGUGACUACUCGCCUAAGCCGUUCAAGAAGGAAGAGUUGAGAUCUGGCAAAACAAGAAAUAACUUCGCUGUCAUUCUCAACAAAAAGUGA
Molecule: messenger RNA, 852 nt
Organism: Penicillium paradoxum
Lineage: Eukaryota; Fungi; Ascomycota; Eurotiomycetes; Eurotiales; Aspergillaceae
Product: 25S rRNA (adenine2142-N1)-methyltransferase
Exons: 1
Coding region: 1-852 (283 amino acids)
Cellular component (GO): nucleolus
Molecular function (GO): rRNA (adenine) methyltransferase activity
Source: RefSeq, a predicted model, not a curated record